Molecule: messenger RNA, 3779 nt
Organism: Saccostrea cuccullata (small rock oyster)
Lineage: Eukaryota; Metazoa; Mollusca; Bivalvia; Ostreida; Ostreidae
Exons: 12
Coding region: 68-1519 (483 amino acids)
Molecular function (GO): protein binding
Source: RefSeq, a predicted model, not a curated record
UCGAAAGACUCUCUGGGGGGGUUCGGCACAUUACUGAAGGACUUGCUUAAAAUCUUGCAAGUGAACGAUGAGUAGAAUGAAAACAACUAUGAUGUUGAUGCAAGGAAUAUUAUUAUUAUUCCAAAUACUACAAAUUUGUGCCUGCCCUGUUGGAUAUAAAAGUAGAGAUGAUGGUACCUGCUGCAAAACGAAGAAUUGUUCCCCAGGAGAAGGGUACUCGUUUUGUAAUGAAACAAGUGAAAAUCCUGGUGUAGAUGUUUGCUUUAGGUGUCCAAAAGGGACUUAUAAUAAAGAUGCCAUCAACACAGCUGACAUGCCUAAGGUCUGGAAAGUCUGUGUCCCACAGGAUUGUUCUUGCAAGCAUGAUGGAACAAUUAUUGAAAAUAUGACAGCUUGUGAAAUGGGAGAACAGAAAAUCUGUGUCUGUGACAGACAAAAUCUCUUUUAUGGACCGGAUCCAGUGAUCUGUAGUAGAAAAGAAGAUCCCAAAGAUAUUGCCAAAAUCCAUCGUCCUGGAUUCGAGCUCACCCUCACUGGGAGUAUAGAGAAGUGUAAAAAAGGAUAUUACAAACCUAAAGUUAAUGACAAUAUCUGUGUGCCCCAUCAAAAAUGCCAGUCAGGAUACCGUGUGAAGAUUCCUGGGACCACGACUACAGACAAUGUGUGUGAGGAAAUACCAACAGAGAGGGAGACAACCCCGAGACUGCCUCCAGAUCGGGAAAAAAAUGACACUGCUCCUGAUGUAAAAGUGGAGCCCACUUACCAUUCUCGUACACCAAUAUAUAAGUAUGUGAUCAUUGGUGCUUGUGUGUUGGGGCUAUUGUUACUAUUAUUUACAUUUUGUGUUUGUCGCAGAAUAAUGCCAGAGAAGUACAGACUUGCCAAAGAAUCUUUGAAGAGAACGUUUGGCACCAAUACAGCAAAUCAACCUGACAAUGAAGAUCUCUAUGAACCAUUGAACAUUCCAAGAAUUGAUCAAAUGAAUAACCAGAUAAUUUUAUGUGAUGAAAGAGAAACAGGGGAGAGAAAUAGUGAACCAGAAAUCCCCCCUGAUUCACUGCAUGGGGAUUUAUCUGAAGAUUUAUCUGAUGUACCUACCUAUGUAUGCCAAGCAAAUAUAAUUCUAGAUGACUCAACACCGUUAACAUCAUAUGAUCCAGAGGACCAAGAGAAUAGUGUAGAAGAAAGUAGUACUGGUCUAGACUUGGAGACAUCUCUUAAAACUUCAGUUACCAACUCAAACUCCAAUCUAGGGGUCAAUGUCCAGGGUGAAAGCAGUGGGGACAAUAGAAGACCCAUUGGUAGAGUAUUUCCCAUUAGAGUGGAGAGUCAAGAUGGAGACCAGAGUGGAAUUAUUACAAGCCCCUCAGAGGAUGACAGUGGACAGUUAGUUCCUGGUGGUCAAAGAGUCAUGGCAAAUUCUGUGUAUUUUGUUAGAUCACCUGGUAUUGAUGAUCAGCAACCUUUGGAUCUCUCUGAGUUGGGUGUUCAACAAGUCAGAGAACACUCAGUUAAUUAAACACCAGAGGUUGAAACUGUAUAUGAACACUAUGGAUCUACAAUAACUAACAGGAUCGAGUUUUGUCAAUUGACAAGUCAAAACUCGAAGAGAAGACAAUACUUCAUCAAAGGCCUGCUUGGGCUGUUCAUUCAUCAUUAAUAUGAGACUCAGAGAUGCAUCACAUCAAUGGAGGAAGGGUAGUGAAAAAAUAUAUCUAAUAAAACAGGAAAGAGCUGUCAUGAAUAAUGGUAGAAACUAAAAAUGAAUUUGGGGAAAAGAUAAAAUUAUUGUAUGGGAAGAAACUUUAAAGGGUUUCCUAGUUAAUGCAAUAUAUGUAUGAUCCACUCCUGAAGUGUCUGGUCUAAGGAUGGAUGAUGAUUUUACACUGUUUCGGGGAUAUUUGACCACCUAGAUGUGCAACAGGCGGUGCUAGCUGUGGCCGUACAGCUGUUGUGACACAUACCAUGUCUGUUCUAUAGAGUUUAACAUAAAAGGAAAUGGGUUCUUUAUCAGUGCACAUACAGUGCCAUGUCAAAUUGAUUUUGACUUUCUGCUACUUUACAGCUAUGAUAUUGAUUUAUGUAGAAAAUGAAGCAUUUUUAUGGCAUUCAGUUUGAAGUUAUCAUUUGAAAAGUAAUUCUGAUGCCAAUAGCAAUAAACUUUUAAUUUAAUAUUACUUCAAGAAAAAGGCCAAGGUCACUUUUUCAAAGGGUAAUUUCAGUCACUAAAAGAUCUUUGCCCUAAACAUCAGACUCGGAAUGUUAAAUUCAAACCUUCAAGUCAUCAUUAUGUUGUUUGCUAUACAAUGUAUGACUGCAUUCAUUGAUCAAUUUAAAAGUGGGUAAUAAUUUCAUCCCAUUUAAAUUUUUCUGAAUUACACCAAUCUAUGUGAGAAUUUGAUUAUAGUAUUCAUCUUGUUAAGUUUGGUUUCAAGAAAUUAUACAAACUGUUGUCAACUAGGGAGAGAGUCAACCUAUUGUCCCUUGAUAAUAGAGAAGAUUGAAGGCUAGUUUCUUAGGUUUUUCCCAUUAUUGAGGGACAACAAUUUGACUGUUCCCCUCAUUGUCAUGAUAAAAGAGUUUAUUUUUCAGUCACAUUGUUAUUUACAGAAGAUUGAUAGUUAUUUGGUAAAUAAGCAAGAGAAAAAAAAUCACGAAUUUGGUACAUUGUAUUAGUUUUACCAGUAGUUGUAUUAUAUCUUCUCUAAAACAAAAAUCUGUGAGAAGGAAUUUUUUGCAAGCAAGUUAUAUUUAUACACUCAGUAUUAAAUUUGUUAAAUCUGAAGUGUGUCUGUUACAUGUACCUAUUGGUCUGUGAAAGUUUAGAAUCAUCUGUCAGAUUGUUUCCUGCAUAAAUGAGUUAUAUGUAUUUGUUGUUGAAAUUUUAAGAGCCAUUCUCUGUAAUAAUUUGAAAUUUUAUUUAGGAGCUGUGGCACGCAUAGUCCCGGAAUUUUUCCAAACUCUCUAUGAUAAAAGUCAUUGAUACCCUAAACUGAAAUCAGGCAAAAAUUGCUUGCUAUGUUUUAAAGUUACCAUGGCAACAUGUCUUAAAGUUCGAAAAUGGCAUUUCUUAACAUGUUUAGAGCCCCAUAGUUAACAUUUGCGGCAAAGCAAACAAUUAGCAAUGACUGUUUCCAAAAGUUGAAGGUCAGGUGUCUCAAAUGCAUGAUAAACAUGUUUGGUAAAUCAACUAUUACAUACGUUACUAUGGUAAUAAAGUAUUCAAAAGUAAAAAAAAAAAUCAUUAAAUUUUACAAAGUCAUACACGUAAAAAUAAAAAGCAAUUAUAGGAUGAAAUGUGACCAAAUAAUAGAAAAUAGAGCCUUGAAACAUAUACCAAGAACAAAAUAUGAUAUUUCAUUUUGGUUGGCAAUGGUUGCCAAGGUUUUUAUACCACAGAGAGCCUUCAAAGUAACACUCUGUAUCUUUAAAUCUGAUCCUAUCUUUAAAAAAAGCACAUUUCCUCAUAACUAAUGAUCAAUUUUAUAAGAUGUUGGUGUGCUCCAAAUUUUCCCAUUUGAAAAAAUUCAGAUUAGAUUCUUUAAAUAGGGCGUUGCUAUGGAAAUAAGCAGAAAGUAUAUGCUUAAAAACCUGAAAAAUAUUUUCAUUCCUUGGAUACGUACCCUUAAAUGUAGAUUCCCAAAGCUUUUAUGACUGAUAUUUAUUAUCAGCUAACUUGACUUUCAAUUUUGACUAUCAUCCAAUCUCUAAGUGGAUGCAAGAAGGUGGCACACAGGGUUUAAUAUUGAUACAAAGUUCGCGAAAUCGAACAUUUAACC